AUGCCAGAGGCCAAGACCGCCUGCCUGGAAGUCGCGCAAUGGAAGAAGAAGCAGCAGCCGCAGCAGCCGGCGCGCCGCACGGCCAGCCAGAUCUGCCCGCCCCCGCGGCGGCCCCUGACCGUGGCCGACAUUCGGCCCGGCAUGGAGAACGAGAGGCUGGGGGUCGUCAGGGAUUCCAUGUUUCAGAAUCCGCUCAUCGUCAAGGCUGAACUUGGCAAGCCCCGGGAAAGAAGCUGUAGUCUGCCUGGAAUUAGCUUUAAUUAUGGACUGUACAUCCGGGGAACGGAUGGAGGGGUCCCCGCAGCCCUUGGACACUGGAAUGUGUUCAAGCAGCAGCCCACCUGCCCCCAUGAGCUGACCCGGAAUUACAUUGCGAUGAACCGGGGGGCCGUGAAAGCUGGCCUGACAACGGCCCGAGAGAAUUUCCUCUACCGCCGGCUCAAUGACAUCCGCAUCAGCGACCAGGAAGACCGGCACACGAAGAAGGAGCGGCCCUCUCUACCACCAAACAUGACUUUUGGGAUCCCAGCACGGCCUUCGACACCCUUCUUUGAUCUGCUGCAGCACCGGUACCAGCAACUGUGGGUGCAGGAACAAAAGGCUGCCCAGAAGGCCAUUAAAAUGGAGAAAAAGCACAAGGUGAUCCUCGGGAAACUGUACGAGACCAGGAGCUGUCAGCUGAGAAAGUACAAGCCGCCAGUGAAGCUGGAUGCGCUCUGGCAUAUGCCUCACUUCCAGAAGGUCGGCCCCCAGCUUGACACGUUCCCCACUGAAGCUGAUCGCCAGAGAGCAUUCAAAGCCCACCGGGAAGAGUAUGCCGUGCGCCAAGGGGCCCUGAGGAUGGGCAACUACACCCACCCCUAGCCCCUCGCCUUCCAUAAGAAGCCUUCUUGAUGCAGUAGGAAAUUCCCUGCAGGACUCACCUUUCUUACCCCAAGUCACAUAGGAUACCACCCCCCAUUUUUGGGGGGUUCUGCUUCUGCAAGGACCACAGAUUCAGGUCUUCGUUUAAUUAUUUUUGGUAGAUCCCUCUCUUUUUAGGCCAGCCAAUACUAGUCUUACCUGCGCCCUAGUGUCCUACUCUUCUAUCUAUCUGGGGACCACCCUCCUCAUCCUGCAUCUCUUCUCACACCCU
This is a messenger RNA of Loxodonta africana (African savanna elephant), 1135 nucleotides long. RefSeq names its product cilia and flagella associated protein 77 (gene CFAP77). The transcript is spliced from 6 exons. Lineage: Eukaryota; Metazoa; Chordata; Mammalia; Proboscidea; Elephantidae. The record is from RefSeq and is a predicted model, not a curated record. Bases 1 to 864 code for a protein of 287 amino acids.